Messenger RNA from Mangifera indica (mango), 810 nucleotides. Its product is annotated as putative gamma-glutamylcyclotransferase At3g02910. Gene Ontology annotation, molecular function: gamma-glutamylaminecyclotransferase activity. The coding region runs from base 204 to 749 and encodes 181 amino acids. The transcript has a single exon. Lineage: Eukaryota; Viridiplantae; Streptophyta; Magnoliopsida; Sapindales; Anacardiaceae. The record is from RefSeq and is a predicted model, not a curated record.
UCUGAUAGCUCAGUUCUAUCAUUGCAUCAUUAAAAGAAAAAGUUUAAAAAAAGCAGACGGGCCUGAAAAAUGGCCUACAGAACAACCCGGCCUACAUACUAUAAGCCCAAUCCAGACCCAGUUUUAUAUGUAGGUGAUUCAAUCUGAUCCACCAGUCAACUGUCCCCUCUCCACCGCAAUUUUGAAUUUUGAAUCUCUUUGCCAUGAGCACAAGCCAGGAAUCCAAAUCCAAACAAACCCUAAUCUUCACGUACGGCACGCUCAAGCGAGGCUUCGCCAACCAUUAUCUCAUGCAGGAUCUGAUGAACGAAAACGCUGCAGUUUUUCUGGGUCCCUACAUCACCUACCAACCUUACCCGCUUGUCUGCGGUCCUUACAACAUCCCUUAUCUCAUCCAUCUCUCCGGGUCAGGAAACCGAGUGAAGGGCGAGCUGUACUCAGUGUCGAUGGAGGGACUUGCUCGACUCGACGAGCUGGAGGGCACAAAGAUUGGCCAUUAUGACAGGCUCCCAGUUGAAAUCCAGAGUGAAGAGGGUGAGGGUUUGGUGAAGGCAGAAGCGUAUUUUGCGAAUAAGAGUUAUGGGGAGAGAUUGUGGGUGAAGAAAGGGAAGGUGGGGAUGAAUGAAUAUAAUAUGACAGAUGGGAAACUGUACGUGAAGCCAGGCGAUAGGGCUAAGGGCAGAAGGAUUGUUGAUGAUAUUGAGUUGUUUUUGUCUUCUAUCCAACGACUUGAUCAACCGUUUGGUUAACUGUAGGAACCUGAGUUAUGCUUACAGUCUAGAAAUGAAAUAAAUUAUCGUCAUUGAUUUG